AUGACAAUUCUCGGUUCAAUUCCAAUCAUUUUCGAAAAUCACUUUCAAAUAAUGCGGUUUUUGUCAGCAUUUGCUCUGGCUCUUCAAAUCAAAUAUCUCACCGCCGGAAAUUAUACCUUCGAGCCGGAUGUACUGCUCUCUCCACCAGCUCCAUUCUUCUCUUUCAAAUACAUUGAUCGUAUUUCUACAAUUAAUGAAAUUGCUAAAGGAAUCGAUAUUCAAGCUGAUUUGAUGAAUGGAAAAGUUGGUGAGAUUCUGAAUGUGACGUCUUCCGAUAUGGUUAACUUUGGAUUUGACAAAAUUGUUGAGUUGACUGAUCAUUUGAAGGAUAUUUCAAUGAAAAGUAGCAAAGAAGUUAUUGGAUUAGAAUCUGAUGCAUUGAAAUAUGACACAUUCAUUCAUAACUUGGAAUCCGUUAGCGAUAGUUUCAAAUUUCCUGGAAAAGAUGAAUAUUACGUAGAAGUGGAGAAUGUCACCAAAUUUAAUUUUCUAAAGCUUGAAAGAAUCAUGGAAGUGUUCCAUAGUAUAAACCUAGAUUUAGCUAAGAUUUCUAUGUUUUAUCCGCAGGGACUUAAUGAAGAACAAAAAAACGUACUUGCCGAGUUUUUUGGCGGAGUGGCAAGAUUGUCAGAAAUUGAUAUGAAAGAUGUAACCAAAUUGGUUACUCCUGUGAAGUUUUUGACCAAUGGGACUUCUGUGUUCGAACCUUUCAAGGAUGUUGUAAAGCUUAUGAAUCUCCGGGAAGCGCUUCCACGUCAGUAUUCAGAACAUGACCAAUCUCUGAUGAGCAAAAAUCUGAAACAAGUGAUGAAUAUGGCAAAGGGUCUUAAAUCAUCCGGUGGAGAUAUUAAGAGAUUGGAAAACCUGAGAAGUAAUACCAAAGAACUGGAGAUGGUUGAUUUGAAAAAUAUAGGAGAUCCAUGGUUGGGUAGGAUGUUCAAAGUGAGAAGAGCAUCACUUGAUAAGUUGGCAAAUAGCUUCAAGCCAUUACCACUUGCGUUGGAAAUUCUCAAUAAUUUCAAUAAUGAGUUGAAAGUUGUUGCUGGAAGUUCUCAGAUGUAUGAUGGAUUCGAACAGUUGAGUGCAUUGCUCUUAUCGAUACCAGACGGCAUUGAACAUGUUACAGCAUUUAUGAACAAAAUCUAUGAGUGCAACUCACCAGUCGAUGAAAAGUUUGAAAGUCAAUUUAAAACACUCAUGCUUAAUGUGGGUAAAGUUCAAGAUUUGUUCAAUGUUUUGGUUGACCUUUCUUCAAUUGAGAAUAAAUUUAAAAAAUUGAAACGAAAAGUAAUGCUUCUCUCGCCAAUCAAUUUAGAUAAACAUUUGAUCAGAGUAAAAGUGGAAGGAAUAUUGGAAGAAUUACAACAGCUUACUUUGAGUUAUUAUGAAAAACUUCUUCCAUUUCAACCUUAUCGCAAGUAUAAAAAGCUAUUAAAAAAAUUGAUUAACGGGAGAAAAGAGUUUGCUGACAAAGUAGACAACGAAUUAUCAGUAAUCAAAUGUCUUCAACAGUUGAAACAGGACUCUGAGCACUUUCAAAAAGUGAUUCAAGUGAUUCAAAAGAUGAGGAACCUGGAUAAGGACUCUGUUCAGAACAUUCAAGGGAUACCCUCAGUUGUUUCAGAGUUUUUGAAGAAUCUUGCAAAAGUCAGAGAGAUUUCUGAUAAAAUGAAGGAAAACUCAAACAACAAGACAUUUGUGAUGAAUGCUUUGUCGUUUAACAAAUCAGAUUCAAUUAAAAGUAUCGUUUCUUCUGUACAAAAUGUCUAUGGCCUGCUAGACUUGGAAGCCCCAAUCAAUCUGCUGAAGAAUGUCGACACCAUUGUUCUCGAGGAGAUUGACAAAGCUCAAGAUUCAGCAAAUCUCAAGUCUCAAUGGGGAGAUCACAAGGCUGAUAUGGAAUCUCUGGAAGCCACCAUGACAUCAGCUAAAGCUUUUGUUUCGGAACUCGAAGGUUGCAGAGCUAAAACAUUGCUGGAAUACACGGAUCCAUUGAAGAAUCUAUCAAAGAUCCCUGAUGUCAAAAUGAAUGCAAGUGAGAAAUCCAAAGUGAUUGAGGAGCUGAUUAAACAGAAUAGUAACGAUGAUUUGAUAGCUGCAAAGGAGACACUCGACAAGAUUGCUGUCAUGAAUCUUCAGUUUUCUAGUGCUCAAUAUCCAGAAGCUUCGUUCAAGGCUCUUCAGGACGUGUUGCUCACUUUUUAGAACCAAACUGCAGUUUAAAAUGGUGUGAGAUGUUACUAUCAGUCGCCGGCUUAUGGCAAUCAAUUGAACUCUCAUCCGUAUCAAUAAAUGGCCUAUGUGAAAU
This is a messenger RNA of Caenorhabditis elegans, 2308 nucleotides long. RefSeq lists its product as uncharacterized. The transcript is spliced from 4 exons. Lineage: Eukaryota; Metazoa; Nematoda; Chromadorea; Rhabditida; Rhabditidae. The coding region runs from base 1 to 2205 and encodes 734 amino acids. The record is from RefSeq and is marked reviewed.